Arabidopsis thaliana (thale cress) is the source of this 1670-nucleotide messenger RNA. Its product is annotated as Reticulon family protein. The record is from RefSeq and is marked reviewed. Gene Ontology annotation, cellular component: endoplasmic reticulum membrane. The transcript is spliced from 7 exons. The coding region runs from base 92 to 1063 and encodes 323 amino acids. NCBI's taxonomy places the organism in Eukaryota, Viridiplantae, Streptophyta, Magnoliopsida, Brassicales, Brassicaceae.
AGGAAAAACCUUAUUACUUGUUUGAGAUUCUCAAUUCAAUUCUCUGAGAUUCUUAAAUUCAAUUCUCUGAGAUUUUGCCCUUUUCAUAAUAAUGGAGUCUACGCCUCCUUAUCACCGAUCCAACACUAAAUCAGCUUCGCGUCUCCAAGAUUCUUCGAAUCCUCCAAAUCUCUCUCUUGAUUUGGUUCUGUCGUCUCCCAAUACUCCAAACCCAUCAUCACCUGUUCCUCUUCGCGAUAUCCUCCUCUUACCUCCUUCUCCACUUCGAAAAUCGAGGACCCGUUUAUCCGAUCGACUCGAAAUGACUUCUGAAGAUGCUAUGGCGGUGGUUCGGAAACGGGGCAAAGGGAAAGGAGGGCAAAAGAGUCUUUUAGCAUCUCCGAGGAAUCCCCGGAGAUCGAGGCGAAGAUCUGAAGCUGUGGAAGAGAAAGAAGCUAAUUUGGUUAUCGAAGAAAUCGUAAAGCUUCCUCCUAGAAAGCGGAAGACUAAUGGUCGACCUAAGAAGGAUAAGCAAAGUUCAGCUCCUCCUCUUUGUUCUUCCUCAGAUCUUCCAAAUACAUGUCAGAGCGAUUUGAAUCUGAUUGGAGAGAUUAUAAGUGAUUUGGUAAUGUGGAGAGAUGUUGCGAAAUCGACUCUCUGGUUUGGUUUUGGAUGUUUGUCUUUCCUAUCUUCUUGCUUUGCCAAAGGAGUCAACUUUAGCGUUUUCUCGGCGGUUUCCAAUCUCGGACUUGUGUUACUUUGCGGGUCCUUCUUGUCAAACACUCUUUGUCAAAGGAAAAAUGAAGACACAAAGAGAGCGUUCCAUGUGAGUGAAGAUGAUGUCUUGCGCUCAGCUAGACGAGUGCUUCCUGCAACCAACUUUUUUAUCUCGAAGACUAGUGAGCUUUUUUCAGGAGAACCAUCAAUGACACUCAAAGUGACACCAUUUCUGCUACUUGGAGCUGAGUAUGGUCAUCUCAUAACACUGUGGAGGCUAUCUGCAUUUGGUUUCUUCCUCAGUUUCACCAUCCCAAAGCUGUAUUCAUGUUACACGCAUCAGAUUAGCCAAAAAGGUGAAGAAUAAUGAAUUGCACCCAUUCACAUAUUGUCAAUUGUGUUAGAAUCAAUAGUCAAGUGUUUGUAGAUGUCUUUAACUGGUCCAAUGGUUUAAAUUCUUGAACUGGUUUGAGUUUCAUUUGUGCAGUUGAAAGAGUGAAAACGAGAAUAGGUGAAGCAUGGGGAGUCUGCUCACACAAGAAGAUCUUGGCUGGCUCUGCGGUGACAGCGUUUUGGAACUUGACGAGCAUAAGAACCCGAAUAUUUGCAGUUUUUAUCAUCCUGGUGAUAUUUCGGUAUAGGAGACAAAAUCUACAGCUAACUCCCGAGGAAGUUGAGCCUGUUGAGAAUGAGCAAGAAGAAGAAACACUCCCGCAGGAAGAAGAAACAGUUCCACAAGAAGAAGAAACAGUUCCACAAGAAGAAGAACAGACACAGCCAUCAGAAGAGCGAGCUUUAGUGGUGGUGGUUGCAGAAACUUAAGGAUCAAAGAAACUGUAGUGUUUGUACUUUGUAUCAAUCCACAUUCAACAGAGAUGUAAUUCUAUAUCUCGAAAGGAUCUGUUUUUUUAAUAUGAAAAAUUAAUGACAAAGAGAUCCUUUAACAAAGCUGCCCAUUCAAGUCGUGAAUCUUU